AUGCUCUAUUUGGUGUGUAUUGCCAGAGAGAGGUUUUUUUUUUUUGGUAGGGUGCAUGUGAUCAGUACAGGGCCAAUCACUGCUGUCCAGACAGAGGGUCAGGGGUUAUGCAGCCUCAUAGAACAGAGAAUGAAAACCCCUCCUACAAAAUUAACUAGUGUCGGUCGGACACUGAUAAUAGUUGCAAGACUGCUAAAUACUGAUGCUGUGAAAAGGUAUUUAGUAGUUUGUAUUUACCAAAAUAAUUUCAUUUCCAUGUUGUGUGUACUGUGGGAGACCAGAUAUAGUGAAUGCAGGGUCCUGGGGAUA
Molecule: messenger RNA, 309 nt
Organism: Staurois parvus
Lineage: Eukaryota; Metazoa; Chordata; Amphibia; Anura; Ranidae
Source: the annotation of a GenBank genome assembly